This is a messenger RNA of Prorocentrum cordatum, 981 nucleotides long. NCBI's taxonomy places the organism in Eukaryota, Dinophyceae, Prorocentrales, Prorocentraceae. The record is from the annotation of a GenBank genome assembly.
AUGCCAGGCUCCAGCGAGCACUCCGCGCAGAGCAGUCCGCGUGGAGGCAAGCCAAAGGUGCCGCUGGAGCCCCUCACGCCGGAGGAGGCGACGUGGCAGGCCGCGGUGCUGGGCAUCUUCGCGGUUGUGUGCCUCUCCGCCGUCUUUUGGACGUGCGUGACAGCAUACGGCAAGUGGGUCGCGCUGUUCGUUGUUGCAGCAAUCGCGGCCAACGUCGUGGCGGCAGCGCCGGCAGUCCUGGGGACGUUCCGCGCAGAAGCGCUGCGCAACCUCCGGGCUGCGAUGGCCAGAGGCGACCAGCAGUCCAUCCAGACCGCCAUCCUCUGGGCACAGGCGGCCGGCGUCAGCAUCGAGGAGGCGUCGAGCUCGGAGGAGCUGCGCGCCGCCCUCCGGGGCAAGCUGCGCGCGGCCGUGGAGGCCGGCGACAGGCGGAGGGCAUCCGCGGUGGUGCGCUGCGUGCGGGCCGCGGAGGCCCGCCACGAGGGCGGCGCGCAGGGCCAACGGAAUGCGGGGCCUCGUUGCCCCGCCAGCGGACUCACGGGUUCGGCCUUGGGGGCCCCGGCGUCGGGGCCCCGGGAUUCCGUUGGCUGCCCGUCUGCCCCUGGGCCCGUCGGCGCCCCUCGCGGCGCCUGGGCCCCUGGGCCCCGCGGCGCCCGCGCCAGUCUGCGAGGGCGCGGCGGCGCGCUGCGGCGGCGCGGCCGCGGCGGGGAAGGCCGCCCCGGCCAGGCCCUGCCCGGGCCCCCCGGCGCCACGGCCUCCUCAGGGGUGCGAGGGGCCGCCGCCAGAAGGCGCCGAGGCUGCGGCGUCGUGCGGCAUCGUCCACGGGCCAGCCCACGCAGAGCCCGACGCCCUGGACCUGGAGAUCAGCAGCAGCUGGAUCGCGCUGUGAGCCCGGCGCAGCGGCGUCGAAGAGGUGUGCGCUGCGUGCAGCUACGCGCAUACCCGCUGCCAUGCAUUCGUGGUAGGUUUUUUCUGCUCUAG